CAAAAUAUCAAACCAAGAUGCACAUCUCCCUUCUACUCUCUUAUUUGACUACUAGGCAUCUGAUGCGUGUAUGUGAGGAGUGAAAUAAAAAAAUUAUGAAGAAACUCUUCUUCUUCUUCUUCUUCUUGUGGUGUUUCAUAGGUUUUGGUUCAGCCCUCCAUAGCCAUAUUUCAGUGGGGGAAAAUGGGCAUAUCUUAGGGGAGCAGCCUUUGUCUAAGAUCGCCAUUCACAAGGCUGUCUUGGCUCUCCGAGAUUCAGCCUCCAUUCAAGCCAAACCCGAUCUUCUUGGCCUCAAGGGAGAAGAUACAGAAUGGGUGGCUGUGAAUCUUCAGAAUUCACAACCCUCCAACGAUGACUGGGUUGCAGUAUUUUCUCCUGCCAAAUUCAAUGAGUCUAUUUGUUAUCCGGAAGAUGCUAUGGAAGAAAAGGGUUACCGGACCCCAUUCAUUUGUACCGCUCCCAUAAAGUACAAGUUUGCAAAUUAUUCCAAUGAUAAUUACAUUGAGACAGGAAAAACUACACUCAAAUUUCAACUAAUCAAUCAACGGGCGGAUUUCUCCUUCGCACUCUUUUCUGGUGGUUUAGAGAAUCCCAAAUUGAUAUCAGUAUCAAAUUUCUUGUCAUUUGUGAAUCCCAAAGCUCCUCUUUGGCCACGCCUUGCUCUUGGAAAGUCCUGGGACCAAAUGACAGUAACAUGGACAAGUGGUUAUAACAUAGAUGAAGCUUAUCCGUUGGUCCAAUGGGGUUGGAAGGGGCAAGCUCAAAAACGUACACCUGCGGGAACUACAACGUACCACAGGACCAGCAUGUGCGGUCCACCUGCACGAACAGUUGGUUGGCGUGAUCCUGGUUUCAUCCACACUAGCUUUUUGAAGGAAUUGUGGCCAAAUGUUAUCUACACUUACAAGGUUGGUCAUUUACUAUUGAAUGGAACAUACGUUUGGGGCAAGAAAUAUUCAUUUCGAGCACCGCCAUCUCCAGGACAAGAAUCACUGCAACGCAUUAUAAUAUUUGGAGAUAUGGGAAAGCAAGAGCGUGAUGGUUCAAAUGAAUACGCGGAUUAUCAGCCAGGGUCGCUCUUGACAACUGAUCAACUCGUGGAUGACCUUGAUAAUUUCGACAUUGUCUUCCUCAUUGGAGAUUUACCUUAUGCGAAUGGCUAUGUCUCCCAAUGGGACCAGUUCACUGCACAGGUUGCACCCAUAACCGCCACUGUGCCAUUCAUGAUCGCAAGUGGCAACCAUGAACGGACCUUUACCAAUUCAGGAGGAAUCUACAACGGCCAAGACUCUGGCGGAGAGUGUGGAGUGCCGGCUGAAACCACGUACUAUGUUCCUGCGGAGAAUAGAGCCAAAUUUUGGUAUCAAACGGAGUAUGGGCUGUUCCACUUCUGCAUAGCGGACACGGAACACGACUGGAGAAUUGGGUCAGAGCAGUACAAAUUCAUUGAGAAGUGCCUGGCCUCGGCCAACCGCCACAAGACUCCAUGGCUCAUCUUCGCUGCCCACCGCGUGCUUGGCUACUCCUCUAACGACUGGUACGCCAAAGAAGGGUCGUUCGAGGAGCCCAUGGGGAGGGAGCAUUUGCAGGGGUUGUGGCAAAAGUACAAAGUUGACAUGGCUUUCUACGGCCACGUCCACAACUAUGAGCGCACCUGCCCCAUCUACCAGAACCAGUGCGUCAACGACGAAACCUCCAACUACUCCGGCACCGUCAACGGGACCAUCCACGUCGUGGUCGGGGGCGGAGGGAGCCAUCUCUCACAAUUCACCUCCAUCAACACCACUUGGAGCCUGUACAAGGAUUAUGAUUGGGGAUUCGUCAAGCUCACCGCGUUUAAUCAAUCGUCUCUGCUCUUCGAAUACAAGAAGAGUAGAGAUGGCAAAGUGUAUGAUUCUUUCACCAUCUCAAGGGAUUAUAGAGAUGUAUUGGCCUGCGUCCAUGAUGGGUGUGAGCCAACCACUCUCGCAAACUAGAUCGAUACAAGAUAUGAACAAAAUUGGCUGGUGAUCAGGUGCAAACAUUGUUGCCUCUUGCUUAGGGUUAAAAUAAUGUUUAAGGUGAAAAUAACAAAUUGGGUUUUGACAAAAUAGGCUUGUUACGAGAAUCAAGCUCCCAGUGCUCUAAAUUAGAUCGGGUCAUGUGUACUUCAUUUGACAAUUUAUAAAUACCAUUGUUAUAUCAUGAACUAGGUGCAUUUUGCAUUGUGAA
Messenger RNA from Ipomoea nil (Japanese morning glory), 2211 nucleotides. RefSeq names its product nucleotide pyrophosphatase/phosphodiesterase-like. NCBI's taxonomy places the organism in Eukaryota, Viridiplantae, Streptophyta, Magnoliopsida, Solanales, Convolvulaceae. The record is from RefSeq and is a predicted model, not a curated record. Gene Ontology annotation, molecular function: acid phosphatase activity; metal ion binding. The transcript is spliced from 10 exons. The coding region runs from base 96 to 1976 and encodes 626 amino acids.